GAUGGCCGCUAUGGUGGCCUCGCCACGUGACCACGACGGGCGGAAGCGGAAGUGCGGCCUGGAGCUUGCGCCAGGCGGUGUUUCCUCGGCGCCUCUAUCCGCCAGCUGUGCCAGACAUGGACUGUUACACUGCGAAUUGGAAUCCACUAGGGGACUCUGCCUUUUACCGGAAAUAUGAACUGUACAGCAUGGACUGGGACCUGAAGGAGGAACUCAAGGAUUGUUUGGUGGCUGCUGCACCCUAUGGAGGUCCCAUUGCUCUACUGAGGAACUGUGGGAGAAAAGAGAAAGCUGCCAGUGUGCGGCCAGUACUGGAGAUCUACUCUGCUUCUGGCGUCCCACUGGCCAGCCUGCUGCAUUGGAACCUCUCUCCUCCACAGUGGAAGAGCGGGCCUGUGGUGGCCCUUGGCUGGUCAGCUGAGGAGGAGCUGCUCUGUGUGCAAGAAGAUGGCACAGUGCUAGUCUAUGGGCUUCAUGGAGACUUCCGGAGGCACUUCAGCAUGGGCAAUGAGGUGCUUCAGAACCGAGUCCUAGAUGCCCGGAUCUUUCACACUGAGUUUGGUUCUGGGGUGGCCAUCCUCACAGGGGCCUAUCGCUUUACCCUGAGUGCCAAUGUGGGUGACCUCAAACUCCGUCGGAUGCCAGAGGUACCAGGUCUGCAAAGUGCACCCUCAUGUUGGACCACACUGUGCCAUGAGCGAGUUGCGCACAUUCUUCUGGCUGUAGGGCCUGAUCUUUACCUCUUGGAUCAUGCUACCUGCUCCACAGUGACACCUGCUGGUCUAGCCCCAGGAGUGAGCAGCUUCCUACAGAUGGCUGUAUCCUUCACAUAUCGUUACCUGGCACUCUUCACAGACACAGGCUACAUCUGGAUGGGGACAGCAUCACUCAAGGAGAAGCUGUGUGAGUUCAACUGCAACAUCCGGGCUCCUCCGAAGCAGAUGGUCUGGUGUAGCCGUCCUCGAAGCAAGGAAAAGGCUGUUGUGGUGGCCUGGGAGAGACGGCUGAUGGUGGUGGGCAAUGCGCCUGAAAGCAUUCAGUUUGUGCUAGAUGAGGACUCCUACUUAGUGCCUGAGCUUGAUGGGGUCCGCAUCUUCUCCCGCAGCACCCAUGAGUUUCUGCAUGAAGUUCCAGUGGCCAGUGAGGAGAUCUUCAAAAUUGCCUCAAUGGCCCCUGGAGCACUGCUGUUGGAGGCCCAGAAGGAAUAUGAGAAAGAGAGCCAGAAAGCAGAUGAGUACCUACGAGAGAUCCAGGAGCUGGGACAGCUAGUCCAGGCUGUGCAACAGUGCAUUGAGGCUGCAGGACACGAGCACCAGCCAGACAUGCAAAAGAGUCUGCUCAGGGCAGCUUCCUUUGGAAAGUGUUUCCUUGACAGAUUUCCACCUGACAGUUUCGUACGCAUGUGUCAGGACCUGCGAGUGCUCAAUGCUAUUAGAGACUACCACAUUGGGAUCCCUCUGACCUAUAGCCAAUACAAGCAGCUCACCAUCCAGGUGCUGCUGGACAGGCUUGUAUUGCGGAGGCUUUACCCCCUAGCUAUUCAGAUAUGCGAGUACCUGCGCCUUCCUGAAGUACAGGGUGUCAGCAGGAUCCUAGCCCACUGGGCCUGCUACAAGGUGCAGCAGAAAGAUGUCUCAGAUGAGGAUGUAGCGCGGGCUAUUAAUCAGAAGCUGGGCGACACACCUGGUGUUUCCUAUUCUGACAUUGCUGCACGAGCCUAUGGCUGUGGCCGCACUGAACUAGCCAUCAAGCUGCUGGAAUAUGAGCCACGAUCAGGGGAGCAGGUACCUCUUCUCCUAAAGAUGAAGAGGAGCAAACUAGCACUGAGCAAGGCGAUUGAGAGUGGGGACACUGACCUGGUGUUUACAGUGUUGCUGCACCUAAAGAAUGAACUAAAUCGAGGAGACUUUUUCAUGACUCUCCGGAACCAACCCAUGGCCCUGAGUUUGUAUCGACAGUUCUGUAAGCAUCAGGAGCUAGACACUCUGAAGGACCUUUACAAUCAAGAUGACAAUCACCAGGAGUUGGGCAGCUUCCACAUCCGAGCCAGCUAUGCUACUGAGGAGAGAAUUGAGGGGCGAGUAGCAGCUCUGCAGACGGCAGCUGAUGCCUUCUACAAGGCCAAGAAUGAAUUUGCAGCCAAGGCCACAGAAGAUCAAAUGAGGCUCCUGAGGCUACAGCGGCGUCUAGAAGAUGAGCUGGGGGGCCACUUCCUAGACCUGUCUCUACAUGACACAGUCACUGCUCUUAUCCUUGGAGGCCAAAACAAGCGUGCAGAGCAGCUGGCACGUGACUUUCGCAUCCCUGAUAAGAGGCUCUGGUGGCUAAAGCUGGCUGCCCUGGCAAAUUUGGAAGAUUGGGAGGAGCUGGAGAAGUUUUCCAAGAGCAAGAAAUCACCGAUUGGCUACCUGCCCUUUGUAGAGAUCUGCAUGAAACAACAUAACAAAUACGAAGCCAAGAAAUAUGCUUCCCGGGUGGGACCUGAGCAAAAGGUCAAGGCUUUGCUUCUUGUCGGGGACGUGGCUCAGGCUGCAGAUGUGGCUAUUGAGCACCGGAAUGAAACCGAGCUGAGCCUGGUUUUGUCCCACUGCACUGGAGCUACAGAUGGUGCCACAGCUGACAAGAUUCAGCGGGCCAGAGCACAAGCCCAGAAGAAGUAAAAUGCUUGCCCUUUAGGGGGCUAGUUAUAACCUAGAGGUGUCCAGAUGUAAAUAAAUUUGGAACACUAAUUCAGAA
Messenger RNA from Phodopus roborovskii (desert hamster), 2736 nucleotides. RefSeq names its product VPS16 core subunit of CORVET and HOPS complexes (gene Vps16). The record is from RefSeq and is a predicted model, not a curated record. The transcript has 24 exons. Gene Ontology annotation, biological process: intracellular protein transport; vacuole fusion, non-autophagic; endosomal transport. Gene Ontology annotation, cellular component: HOPS complex; endosome; cytoplasm. Gene Ontology annotation, molecular function: actin binding. The coding region runs from base 117 to 2660 and encodes 847 amino acids. NCBI's taxonomy places the organism in Eukaryota, Metazoa, Chordata, Mammalia, Rodentia, Cricetidae.